UCCUCAAGUCCUCACUCUCACUUCAGUCCUCACUCUCUCACUAAACCAAGCUCUCUCUCUCUCUCUCUAGCUCACCAUGGAACCACCGUCACCUCCGGCCACAUUCCUCCUCCUCCUCCUCCUCCUCUCCGCCACCGCCGCCGCCGCGCCCGCCGCCGCCGCCGCCAACUCCUCCGUCUCUCCACCACACGCCAUUUCCCCACCGCCGCCCCCUCCCCCACCCGCAACCACAGCCUCUCCCCACCACCUCUCCGCCUGCCGCCGCCGCCGCCCCGCCGCCGCCACCUCCCCCUCCGCCUCCCCCGCCGCCCCAUCAACCCCGACCACCCCCUCCGCCCCUUCCUCCUCCUCCUCCGGCCUCGACCCGAAGCAGCUCCAAGCCCUGCAGUCCCUCAACAUCCCCAUCCCCAAGGACCCCUGCUCCCCGCUGUCCGCCGCCGCCGCCGCCGCCACCGCCUGCGACGCCGGCAAGCCCUUCCGCCACCUGACCUCCCUCCGCCUCGCCAACUGCUCCCCGGACGACGUCGCCCUCUCCUUCACCGCCCUCAAGUCCCUCUCCACCCUCCAGUCCCUCGCCUUCCUCAACUGCCCCGUCGCCCCCGUCCGCCUCCCCGCCGAGCUCGCCGCCUCCCUCCGCUCCUUCUCCUGCGUCCACAGCCUCCGCCACCUCACCGGCGUCUGGCUCUCCCGCCUCAGGAACCUCACCGACCUCGCCGUCUCCGACGUCCCCGUCAACGCCUCCGGCCUCUACGUCAUCCUCGGCAACAUCAAGAACCUCCGGUCCCUCACCAUCUCCCGCGCCAACUUCACCGUAUCUCCCCGCCACUGGGACCUCAACAUCACCCACAUCGAUCUGUCCGGUAAUCAGCUCAAGGGGCCCAUACCCUCAUCCAUUACCUUCCUGGAAAACCUCCAAUUGCUGAAUCUCUCCUCCAAUGCGCUCGCCGGAGUGAUACCCACCGAGAUCGGCAACCUGAUCUCGCUCAAGAACCUGUCUUUGGGGUCCAAUUCGAUCUCCGGCAGCGUCCCGGAGUCGAUGUCGGCAAUCCCGGGCCUCAUCCACGUCGAUCUGAGCUCGAACCAGCUCAACGGGACCAUCCCCAAGUUCUUCACCGAGAUGAAAAGCCUCAAGUACUUGAAUCUUGAGAAGAACAACUUCCAUGGGAUCAUGCCUUUCAAUGAGUCGUUUAUCAAGAAACUAGUGGUCUUCAAGAUUGGGGAGAACAGCAACCUGUGCUACAACCACACCGUCAUGUCGUCGAAAGUGAAGCUCGGGAUCGCGCCUUGCGACAAGCACGGGCUCCCGCUGUCGCCUCCGCCUGCAAAGGGGGAUUCGACGGCGGACGACAGCGGCACGUCGGACGACAGCGACAGUGACAGCAGCGAUUCCGGCAAGAGCGGCCACCACCACGGGCCGAACAAGGUCGUUCUCGGUUUCGCGAUCGCGCUCUCCUCCAUCGUGUUCCUUAUCGUGUUCCUGGUUCUCCUAUCUAGAUGCUGUAAAUGAUGCAUAUACCAGAACUCAUUGCUGCUAAAUUAGGAAAUUAUAGAAGUAGAUGGGGGAGAAAUUUGGCAAGUUAGUGUUGAUUUUAAUUGUUUGAUUCGUCAUAUACAAAAGGGUGCUCGAGAAGAAGAGGGUUCAAUGGCAGAGAGGGGGGGAUAACACAAGAUUGGCGAGAGAGAAUUGAAUUGCAGAGGGUGAAUUUUUUCAUUAAUUAUUUCCCAUGUUGCUUUGGGUUAUUGUGUGUUAUAUAACUCAUAAAGGUGGUUGUUUUGCAUGUAUAUGCAAUGUUGAAAAUGCUAUCACCGUUUGAGCUUGAAA
Eucalyptus grandis is the source of this 1822-nucleotide messenger RNA. RefSeq names its product receptor-like protein 51. Gene Ontology annotation, molecular function: protein binding. The record is from RefSeq and is a predicted model, not a curated record. NCBI's taxonomy places the organism in Eukaryota, Viridiplantae, Streptophyta, Magnoliopsida, Myrtales, Myrtaceae.